UUGUCUAUCAAAAUGGCACACUUUUCAAGCGAUCACAAUAAAAAAUAAGACGCAACAGAUUUUGAACAGGAUGAAUUUAUCAAAACAGAUUGUUUACUAUUGAAGGUUUCGCAAGAGGCGCAUUGAAAUGACUACGCUAAAACAGGCAGAGCAUUGAAUUAUAUGGGCACGCUAAAUUUAAUUUCAUGCUGUCAUGUUUAUCGACAUGAUUAAAUGAUUAGGUUUACACUGCAUAAAUCAAAUAUAAUUUGAUUUAUUCCAGUAUAUUUUUUACUUUUAAUAUUUGUAAUUUACAAAUAAAAUAUGUUAAGAAAUGUUACAUACACUAAGCAAAUCAAUUCGUACCUUUAAAAUAAGGAUUGUACAAGUACGAGGAUUUAUAUUGUUUUUUUGAGUUACAAAUAAUAUAUAUUUUUUAGAAUAUUUUCUGUUGAUAGAAAAAACCUAAUGUACUAUCUGCGUAGAAAUUUAUUAAUAAAUAUAAUACCUAUCAACUAGAGAAACAUUGUCAAAUUAUGCAAUACUAAGAAUUCGUAGGUCGGUCACAAACUGGUACAGUACCUGUUAUUCUCUAAGUUUGUUAUUAUCUCUCGUUGGAGCUCUGAACAUAAAAUGCUAUUGCACAAUAUAACAACUUAAAAAAUAUUUAUGAAAUAAUAAUAAUAGGUCACUUGUUAUGAGCCAUUUGAAAACAUUUGCAAAAGCACAUGAAUUUGAAUCAGUAAUGUAAAUUAAUUUAAGUGACCUUAUAGGAUCACUUUCUCUGUCCGUCUGUCUGUCUAUCAAGACCCUUUAUCUCGGGAACGCGUGAAGGUAUCGAAUUUUACCCAAGACCUUAUAGACCAAGGGCUGUAGACCAUAUACUCAGGUCUACAGCCCCUCGAAGCUGUGACAAUACAAAACUAUUUAUGCCGCAAAAAACGUAUAUUUCGACACUCUCAAAGAAAUCAGAAUUUAUAGGGUAUUUCCCGUUGACCUAGAACUAAGAAAUUAGGCAAGUAAUAUCGUCUUAUACUACUAUAAGUAUAGGGACAAAUCUGAAAACUAUACAGUAUAUACAGAAUAUAUACAGAAUUCUAGAAAGUAAACGUAAAAGAAGUAAACUUUGCAUAGCGAAGGUAAACUGUACAUAAAGAGAAAUAAUAUAAACAUCAACAAGUCUCUAAUAAUUUUAUCACUGACGAGAGUAGGAGCACACAAGUUUAUUUUUUACUUCGAUCGAAACAAUAAUCCAGGAAAUUAGAUUUAAUUGCACGUGGGCUCCUACAUUUAUUACUGCAUUUUUAGUUUGAUGUUUUGUUGCAAGCAAGUUACGUCGCAAAAGAGAAAAUGUUAUUGCUAACUAUAAUAUCCUCAGCUUUUUUUAUACUUUUUUUGAUAUGGUACUACGGAAAGCGACCUUUAAGUUACUGGAAAAGAGAAAAGGGCGUUAAACAGGGUGACCCUUGCAUAUUUCUGGGGGAUACUUCUCAGACGACUUUACAAAGAAUGUCUUUGUAUGAAUUCGUGCAACAUGCUUACAAAAUGUUUCCCAAUGAACGAUAUUCUGGAAUGUACCUUUUUACUAAACCUGUUCUGUUGAUCCGUGAUCCAGAACUGAUCAAACUGAUCACGGUUAAGGAUUUUGAUCAUUUUGCCGAUCACAAUAUAGCGAUCGAAGCCGAUGUGGACCCCCUAUGGGGUGGAAAUCUCUUAGCAUUAAAAGGUCAAAAAUGGCGUCACAUGAGAACAACUAUCAGCCCUUUCUUCACUAUCAGUAAAAUCAAGAUAAUGACCGGUCUGAUGACAAAUACAGCUGAAAAUUUUGUUAAUUAUUUCUGGAAAAAAGAAGAAAAUGUAGUCGAAGUGGAAUUAAAAGAUAUUUAUACACGGUACGCAACAGACGUUAUUGGUUCCACUGUUUUCGGUAUUAACGUCGACUCGUUAGAAAAUCCAAAAAACGAAUUUUAUCAAACGGCUUACGAUAUUACAAUGAAAAACGGAGUAUUAAAACUGCUGAAGCUAUUAGCAUAUAUUCUUGCACCUGGUUUAUGCAAAUUUUUUGGUGUUAGACUUAUUGAAAGAGAUAUAUUUGAUUACUUUUGCAAUAUAAUCUCAGAAGGAAUGAAGAUGAGGAAGGAACAAGGGUUAACUAGGCCUGAUCUAAUCAAUUUAUUUGUAGAACCGAGGAAAGCAAAUAAACCUGUAGAAAAGGAACCAGAUAUUUUAUUAGAUGAUGAUAUGGAUCAGUGUAGUCAAGACCCUCACAGGGAAUUCACAAAUGCGGAAAUAACAACGCAAGCUCUAAUUUUCUUCUUUGCUGGCUUCGAUACGGUAUCUACGGCCCUCUGUUUUGCUACAUAUGAACUGGCUAUUAAUCCAAUUAUACAGAGCAAGUUAAGGGAUGAAAUCAACCGUGUUUGGACGAAAACUAAAGGAAAUAUUAAUUAUGAACUGAUUUCAGACAUGAAAUACUUGGAUAUGGUUCUUUCAGAAAUUUUAAGAAAGUGGCCUCCAGCAGUGCUUCUUGAUCGUUACUGCACAAAAUCUUACACCGUUCAGGCUACAAAUUCAAAAGAACAACGUAUGACCAUCGAUCGAGGUCAAAUGAUUUGGAUCCCUGUCCAGGGUAUCCAUAUGAACCCUGAUUAUUAUCCAGAUCCAGAAAAGCUGGAUCCUGAACGGUUUUCUGACGAGAAUAAAAGCAAAUUAUUUCCUUAUACUUACCUGCCCUUUGGUAUUGGACCAAGAAAUUGUAUUGGCAUGAGGUACGCUCUUUUGGAAAUUAAAAUUUUGCUGGUACAGUUAUUGCACCGUUUUGAGAUAGUUCAGAUUGAUAAAUCAGUUGUUCCAGUAAAGUUAAAGAAAUCUGGAAUAUAUCAUAGUGCAGAUGGAGGAUUUUGGUUUGGAUUCAAAAGAUUACAUUUAUGAAUAAGUGCUUUGUUGUGUAUCAUUAAGAGUUAUCUGUAAUAUAUUUUCUUUUUCUAGACUUUGUUGUAUUCGAUAUCAGUUUAAUUAUCUAUAAAUAAAAAAUAUGAAAUUUUGAAAAGGGUACAAAAUAAAAAUAAAUGGGUUAUAUAAAUUAAUUUGUCGGAUUGCAAUAAA
This is a messenger RNA of Sitophilus oryzae (rice weevil), 3084 nucleotides long. RefSeq names its product cytochrome P450 9e2-like. The record is from RefSeq and is a predicted model, not a curated record. NCBI's taxonomy places the organism in Eukaryota, Metazoa, Arthropoda, Insecta, Coleoptera, Curculionidae. Gene Ontology annotation, molecular function: iron ion binding; monooxygenase activity; oxidoreductase activity, acting on paired donors, with incorporation or reduction of molecular oxygen. The transcript is spliced from 7 exons. The coding region runs from base 1330 to 2910 and encodes 526 amino acids.